Messenger RNA from Calypte anna (Anna's hummingbird), 3960 nucleotides. RefSeq names its product RUN and SH3 domain containing 1 (gene RUSC1). The record is from RefSeq and is a predicted model, not a curated record. Gene Ontology annotation, cellular component: cytoplasmic vesicle. The transcript has 9 exons. Bases 102 to 3497 code for a protein of 1131 amino acids. NCBI's taxonomy places the organism in Eukaryota, Metazoa, Chordata, Aves, Apodiformes, Trochilidae. Gene Ontology annotation, molecular function: protein binding.
UAACUGAAAGGUUGCUCGGUGUUUGCAGGGAGCUGGAUGGUCUGAAGAGAGGAGCUGGGGGGCUCUCCAAGGAGCCCCGGCAUCACCAGUGAGGCAGCAUCAUGUUAGCUCCAAAGAAAGGCCUGCUCUGCAACCUCAACCACAUCCAUCUGCAGCACAUCUCCCUGGGGCUGCAUCUCUCCCGGCACCCGGAGCUCCAGGAGACCUCUGACUCCAUGGGUGGAAAAGACCAGAGCGGCUUCACCAACUGCCCUGAGAACUGUGAGCAAGUGGAUGCUAAUUCUAACAGUCCCUCCGUGAAAUGCCAGUGCUGUGAGUCCCACACUCUGCAGCCGGUGACGUUGGGUCUCCAGAACCAGGCAGCUCCAGAGGAUUUCCAGUGCCUGCAUGCUGAGGAGGAGGUGGCUUCCCCUUGUGAUACCCCUUGUGAUCUGGCUUACUCCUCCUCUUCCUCCUCUGGCAGUACCUGCUCGGAUUUCAGCUUGGAUGACUCCCCCAUCUCUGUGUACUGCAAGGGGUUCUCCAGAGAAGAGUCCCAAUGCCCCGAAAAUCAGCCCAGCACCAUUCCCACAGAAGACAGCCAGGAUGAUCCGUCAGUGGUUGACCAGAGUAGGACGUGUGAUGGAAGAGACGUCAACCUCAACCCCCCAUUGCUCCAGAGAUCAGACACAGUGGCUGGAAAGAGCCCUGACAGCCUCUGCAGCGGCGCCUCGCUUGACUCCCAGGGCAACGAGACCUCUCCCAGCACGGCAGUGCCAGAGGUCACCUCUGCCAACCUCGACCCCAACUGCAACUCCCUCCCCAACCCCGAUGCCACGCCACCAGCACCCCCCGUGCCAGCACGGUGGGAUCGUGGUCCCAGCAGCGCUCCUGAGCUGCGGCCCCGAGCUGGCAGCGUCCCCAGGCCCAGCAGCGUCCCCCCGCCCGUGCCCCCCCGGCCCCGCAGGCGCCUGCAGGUUCUCAAUGCACAACGAGCAGAGCAGCUGCUCCUGCCUGUGCAGCCCAGCUCUGGUGAGCCCUGCAGAGACGCAGGCAAGAAGACCAUCACCUCCUUCCACGAGCUUGCCCAGAAGAGGAAGAGGAACGCUGCUGGGCCUCCUCUUGCCCAGGCCAGGGCUGACCAGAGCGACUGGCUGAUUGUCUUCUCACCAGACACAGAGCUGCCACCCCCCAGCGAGCUCCUCUCUAGCACCGUGGGCCAAGAGCCAACCCGGCCCCAGCUCCAGCACGACUGGGCAGCAAAACCACCCAGCUCCAGGCAGAGAGAGGUGACCACGUUCAAGGAGCUGCGGUACCGCAGUGCCUCCAGCAAGCCCAAGGGCCGGGCAGCCGCAGAGCGGGCAGAGACGGUGGCACCUCAGAACCCGCCAGCACCCCUCGAGAUGGCCAUAGGCAAUGAUGGCUCAGGCUGGAUGCCACCCGUGCCUCUGGGGGGACAUUUGCUGGCACCUAUGGAAAGCCACCAGCCAAAGAGGAGGAGAUCCCGACCGGGGCUGCAGCCCAUUGCAGAGGGACAACCAGGGGACCCAGAGGAAGGGGAGCGGCCACCCCGAAGCUGCCUCCCAGGGGAGAAGGGGCUGGGCUGCGGUGGUGAUAGAGCCGUCCUGUUUCAUAGGCUUGGAGGAUCUGGAGGGGACCCAUGGGUGCCAGGGACAGGCAAGAGAGGAGACAAGAUCUGCAAGGAGGCCAGGGCCCCGCCGCCCGCCGCUGGAGCCGUCCCGAGGACCGCCCGGCCUGGCGGGGGGAGCACGGAGGGAACCCGCCGGCCCCGGGAGGAGCAGAAGAAAGCCCUACUGAUCGCCCUCAGCUCCGCCGUGGAUAAAGUGAUCGCCCACUUCAGCACCGCGCGGAACCUGGUGCAGAAGGCUCAGCUGGGGGACAGCCGGCUCAGCCCCGAGGUGGGGUAUCUGCUGCUGCACACCCUCUGCCCGGCGCUCUGUGCCUUGGUGGAGGAUGGGCUGAAGCCCUUCCAGAAGGAUCUUAUCACAGGCCAGAGGAAAAAUUCCCCCUGGAGUGUGGUGGAAGCCUCCGUCAAAACAGGUCCCAGCACCCGCUCUCUGCAGUCCCUGUGCUGGCAUGUGGCCGGGCUGUCCCCUCUCAGCACUGCCAGACAGAAGUUUCAUGCCUUUAUCCUUGGCCUUUUGAACACUAAACAGCUGGAACUGUGGAUCUCUCACCUUCAGAAGAGCCCAGGUGUGAUCUCCAUGCUGUAUUCACCCGUGGCCUUCUUUGCCCUGAGUCAAGGCCCUUUUCCCCACCUCGCUGAUGAACUGCUGCUGCUCAUCCAGCCCCUCUCAGUGCUGACUUUCCACCUUGACCUGCUCUUUGAACACCACCACCUCUCUGUGGAUGUAAGACCCUUGUCCCGUCAGCUGGAGUCACCCCUCUCUCCUGCCCAUCACCCCGCUCACGCUCGUGGGGCUGUGCAGCCUUCUCUGGAUGGCCAAAGCUGUGCUGAGGGGGCAAGCCUGGAAGAUGAGGUCCCCCCUGAUGCUGUGGGGAGGGCAGUGGGUGCAGAGGGCAGCACAGGAUGCCAGUCCUGGGCAGGGCUGGUCCCUGGCCCCCAGGUAGGGGCUGCCUUGCAGCAGACCUUCCAGCAGGUGCUGCGCUGGGGCGAUCGGCUCAGCCGCACUUUCCUGGGAGCUGAGGGCUCUCCGGAGACACAGGGGCUGGAGGCAGCUCCUCCAGAGCCAGGGACUGGCCCCAGUGGCUGGUGGGGCCAGCUGAGUGAGGCCUCCAGGAUUUACACUGCUCCUAGCAAGGAGAAGUUUCCCUUCGUCUGGUGGACAAAGCUGCGGGUGGCUGCGGGGGAUUCCGGCCCCAGCCAGGCUGCACGACCCCACGGAUCAGUACCCGAGACCAGAGGCACUGAGCUGCAGCUCCUUCAGACCAAAGCUGCCCCUGAACUCCCCAGUCCAAAGCCCAGCAGCAGUGCUGAUACCUCUGGGACCUCUUCCCCUGAAGACAUCAUCAUCCUGCCUGCUGGAGCUGGAGCACCCACCAAGCCUGAUGGAGAGAAACUCCUGGCUGCUUCCCCAGAGCCUCCCGUGAGCAGGAACCAGGCAGCCCCUUCCAACACAGAGCCUGGGGGUCCUCCUGGUCCUGACAAGGGCAGCUGGCUGGGACGCCUUUUUGGAGCCACCAACCCCUCUGCCAGGAGCCUCCCUCCCAGCCUUGACACCAUCUCAGCCAGGUCCAGGAGACCCUCUAGCUGGCUGUCUCCCAGCACACGUGUCCUGGCUGUGGUGGUGAAGGGGCUGAUGUCUGAGAAGAGCCGUGAUCAAGAACAGCCAGAGGGCAACACAUCCAACACGCCCCAGACUCAGAGGGCUGUUCGGGCACUGUGUGACCACACGGGUGCUGCUGAGGGUCACCUGAGCUUCCAAAAAGGGGACAUCCUGCAGCUGCUCUCCACCGUGGAUGAAGACUGGAUCCGCUGCUGCCAUGGAAACAGCACUGGCCUAGUUCCUGUUGGUUACACAUCCCUCAUUUUGUGAGGAGGAGGAGCCCAGAGGAAGGAGCUGAGCUUGCUGAAGCAGGUGCCACCUUGGGGGGGGGGACACUGUCUCCUCCCUCACCCCUUUCAGGGUUGGCAGUUCUGCAGGAGCCCCCGGUGCCCACCGGUGCCAUGGGCACAUCCCGGGAGCCACCGCCACGCGUGUCCCCACGGAGCUGCUGCCACUCCACCCUGAGCCCCCCGUGGGCUCUGCUCACCUCUCCUCAGACCCACUGAUGACCCAGACCCACACCAGGGCAGGGGAGGACCCUGGCCCUGUGCAGUACUCGCAGUCCCUUCAUGUUGUCUCAGUGCCACCCAGUCCUGCCACCACCACCACCUCCACCUGCUCUGCUUUGCCUUCUGGCCAGGACAGUCCCAGCACUUUGUAAAUAGUUGUAACCACAGGAACAAGUUUAUUCCAGGGGGGAAGAAAGCUGGAAAUAAAGAUUGUGACUCACCUG